AAUAAUUCAAAAGGGGCAGAGUCAGAGUUGUGCGACGGUGGAUUUUGUUUACGGAUUUCUCCAACUGCCGCCAGUGGUCUCAAUUUGAAAUUUGCCACCAGAUGUCUAAUUUCGUAGCAGAUAAAAUAACUAUCAUCGGCAACUUAAAGGGCUAACAAACGCAGUUUUAUGAAACCCGAGCUUUUGCAGUUUCUGUUUUCUCUUCAACAAGUUUGUGAAAAUUUCAAAAGAAUGAUGCCUAACAGUAUACGCACUAUGAGAAUGGCAAAAGAAAUACAAGACUUGACAAAAAACCCUCCUCAUGGAAUCACCUGUUGGCCAAAGAAUGAUAGAAACGAUCUUUUGGAAGCAAUUGUGCAGGGUAGUGAAGGAACACCUUAUGCAAAUGGAAACUUCAGAAUUGAUAUUGUCAUUCCAGAACGAUACCCAAUGGAUCCCCCCCAGUUAAAGUUUCUGACAAAAGUGUAUCACCCCAAUAUUGACAAUGCCACUGGACUAAUUUGUUUGGAUGUUCUUAAAAUGCCUCCACAUGGUCGAUGGAGGCCUGUUAACAACCUUUCUUUAACCCUCACAGCUGUCCAGCAGUUACUGUCUGACCCAAAUCCUCAUGAUCCACUUGAUUCUGCAAUAGCACAGGAGUAUAUUGCCAACAGAACCUUAUUCCUUGAAAAUGCUAAGAAAUGGACAAAGCUCUAUGCUGUGGAUGACUCCUCCGCCCGCCCAUCCAAGCGUAAGAGUAUGGACGAAGAAAUCUGUGAAGAUGCGGCUAAACGUCUUCGUCCUUCUUCCCCAUCAAAGCCUAGCAAUAGUGAAGAGUCUCCGUCUAAAGACUCCUCAGUUGCAUGUGCUCAACCAUCUAAUAAAAUCAUUCGUCCUUCUUCGCCAUCAAAGCCUAGCAAUAGUGAAGAGUCUCCAUCUAAAGACUCCGCAGUUGCAUGUGCUCAACUAUCUAAUAAAAUCAUGCUGAAGCGGAAGGACGAUAACGAACCCGUUUUUCACGAAGCACCAAAGCGUUCCCGUAAGUCGCGGUCGUUGGUCAGAUCAGAGGGUGACAGCAUUCCAGAAAAACAGUAGGAACAUCUUUUUUUACUUCAACAUCAAAAAUUUAUUUUUUUUCGAUGUUUUAUUCUUUUCGGUUUUUUGCUCGUAAAUUCAAUUCUUUAUUUUCAUUUCGUAUAUAUGCCCGUAUACUUCCAAGUAUUAUCGAUUAUUCAAACAAGAUAUUAGCUAUGAUUUUUGUUUAUUAUUGUGUACAAUGAUAAGUCGAUGCACGAAAUUUCAAAGUAGUGGGAAUAACUGCUGGAUUUGCGGUUGCUAUGAUUGUUUCUUCGACCGCCGAAUGUAGGCUUGAAUGUAAAAGUUGGAAAAAAACACUAAUAAAGUUAAACAGUAAAGAGCCAA
Daphnia magna is the source of this 1401-nucleotide messenger RNA. RefSeq names its product ubiquitin-conjugating enzyme E2 T. NCBI's taxonomy places the organism in Eukaryota, Metazoa, Arthropoda, Branchiopoda, Diplostraca, Daphniidae. The transcript is spliced from 5 exons. Bases 169 to 1074 code for a protein of 301 amino acids. The record is from RefSeq and is a predicted model, not a curated record.